Messenger RNA from Vollenhovia emeryi, 1836 nucleotides. RefSeq lists its product as uncharacterized. The record is from RefSeq and is a predicted model, not a curated record. The transcript has 2 exons. NCBI's taxonomy places the organism in Eukaryota, Metazoa, Arthropoda, Insecta, Hymenoptera, Formicidae. The annotation marks the transcript as partial. Gene Ontology annotation, molecular function: nucleic acid binding.
AUGGCAUGCAACUCAUCUCGACAUACUCGACAUACUGUUAACGACAGCCAAGACCAAGGCUCACAAAUCACCUUCGACGAUUGCACAACCAAGAUAGUCGGACUCAAAUGGCUCCCUCAAGAAAAUACACUUGCAUUCUCAACCAGGAACUCGCGUACUGAAGGAGCUGUGGCUGCUCAAGUCAUCCAAUGGGAUGACCCACUGGCGUCCCAGCUCUCAACCCGGUGGCUCAUCCUCAGAGAAGAACUCACAGACUUGAUCAAGUUCUCAAUACCAACGUGGUUCAACACCUGGAGCAACUCUUCUGUGGAACUGCAAGGCUUCUCUGACGCUUCUCAAUUGGCAAAGACUGCAGUCGUAUACAUCUCCGUUCACGACUCAACUGGAUCCACGAUUUCACUUGUGUGCUCCAAAACUAAGGUAGCACCUCUCAAGCAGCUCUCAAUUCCUCGACUUGAACUCACGGCUGCUCUACUGCUCUCUCGACUCAUGCAAUACGUCAGAGCCACUUUAAACAUGGACGUAACGGCAACUCACCUGUGGACGGAAUCUCUUGUGACACUUUCAUGGAUCAGAUCUCAUGCAUCACGCUGGAAGGAUUUUGUCAGAAACGGGGUGGCUCAACUUCAAGAACUCACUCCAGCAGCUCACUGGAGAUACAUACCUGGAACUUCCAACCCGGCUGAUUGCGCAUCACGAGGCCUCUCGACUGCUCAACUUCAAAGUCAAUCACUUUGGUGGACGGGACCACCAUGGAUACUCAACCCAGACUCAUGGCCGUCGCAACCAGCACUCUCCGAAGAGUUGAGUGCAACAGAAGCUCACCCAGGCGUUUCGCUAUUGACGGUUACGCCAAGGACUGAUUAUCGAUGGGAACUCAUCUACAGGUACUCAAGCCUCACUAAACUAUUGAGGAUUACAGCUCUCUGUUUUAAAUUCGUCUCACGGUUGAGGAAGGUCCACUACUCAUUGCCUGUUAGACACAUCUCUCCAGAGACCUUGGAGAAAGCGAGGCUCUUCUGGAUUCAGGCAACUCAAGCAACGUACUUCUCUCACGAGCUCAAGGCGCUACAAGCAGACUCACCGUUGGCAAAGGCACACGCAUUCAACCGAUUAACUGCGUACAUCGACGCUCAAGGAGUCAUUCGCGUCGGCGGACGACUCGCUCACGCAGCUCUUUCAUCCGAUGCGACACAUCCUGUAAUGUUGCCUCGUCACUCUCAGCUGUCGUCAUUGAUCAUCGCUUACGCUCGUCAACGGACUCUACAUGGAGGCACGCAGCUUACGCUGUCGCACAUCCGACAACAAUACUGGAUUCUCGGCGGAAGGGCUCCUGUCAAGUCUCACAUUCUGCGAUGUGUCACGUGUGCUCGGCAGAGGAGGAUCCGUGCUCAUCAACUGAUGGGCCAACUACCCUUCUCUCGGGUUACGCAGACACGACCGUUCACUCAUACAGGUGUGGACUACGCAGGGCCACUCACCGUCAAAGCCUGGAAAGGAAGAGGUGCCAAGACCACUAAAGACUGGAUUUACGUCUUUGUCUGCUUCUCAACUUCAGCAGUACACCUAGAGGCGGUCAGUGACUACUCAUUCAAAGGGUUCAUUACCGCCUAUCGACGCUUCUCAUCCAGACGCGGCAUUGCUCACACCUCACAAUCAAACUGCGGCACCAAUUUCAUUGGCACGGAUACAACUCUCAAAAGGCUGUUUAUCCAGAGCACUCAAAAACAUCAGCGCAUUUCUCAACUGCUCUCGCAAGACAACACCCGAUGGGAGUUCAAUCCCCUAGCGACACUUCACAUGGGAGGAAAAUGGGAGGCCGUCGUAAAAUCAAAG